Anarrhichthys ocellatus (wolf-eel) is the source of this 2573-nucleotide messenger RNA. It is a transcript of the gene vps33a, whose product is annotated as VPS33A core subunit of CORVET and HOPS complexes. The coding region runs from base 28 to 1830 and encodes 600 amino acids. The transcript is spliced from 13 exons. Gene Ontology annotation, biological process: vesicle-mediated transport. Lineage: Eukaryota; Metazoa; Chordata; Actinopteri; Perciformes; Anarhichadidae. The record is from RefSeq and is a predicted model, not a curated record.
UUGUUAUGUUGACGCUGAUAGAGAAACAUGGCCGCCCACCUCUCGUACGGUAGAGUCAAUUUAAACAUUUUGAGAGAAGCAGCACGAAAAGACCUUCGAGAGUUUUUGGACAAAUGUGCGGGAAGCAAGGCCAUCGUUUGGGAUGAAUAUCUGACGGGGCCUUUUGGAUUGAUAGCACAGUACUCUCUCCUGAAGGAACAUGAAGUGGAAAAGAUGUUCACCCUCAAGAGUGGCGGGCUCCCCGCUGCUGACGUCAAAAAUAUAAUUUUCUUUGUUCGUCCAAGACUGGAGCUCAUGGACAUCAUUGCUGAGAAUGUAUUCAGUGAGGACAAGAUGCAUUCGCCACGAGACUUCCACAUUUUGUUUGUGCCUCGGCGGAGCAUGCUGUGCGAGCAGCGGCUGAAGGAGCAGGGCGUGUUGGCCUCCUUCAUCAACAUCGACGAGUACAUCCUGGACCUGAUCCCCUACGAUGGCGACCUGCUCUCCAUGGAGUAUGAAAGUGCUUUCAGGGAGUGCUACUUGGAAAAUGACCAAACAAGCCUUUACCACACAGCCAAAGGCCUCAUGACCUUACAGGCCCUGUAUGGCACCAUCCCACAGAUAUAUGGGAAAGGAGACUGUGCUCGGCAUGUUGCCAACAUGAUGCUGCGAAUGAAGAGGGAGUUUGCCGGCAGUCAGAAUCAGAUCCUGCCGGUGUUCGAUACUCUGCUCCUCCUGGACCGCAAUGUCGACCUGCUCACCCCUCUGGCCACACAGCUCACCUACGAGGGUCUCAUCGACGAGAUCUAUGGAAUAACUAACGGUUACGUGAAGUUGCCUCCUGAGAAGUUUGCGCAGAAGAAGCAAGGCGAGGCGAGUAAAGAUUUACCGACAGAGUCCAAGAAGAUGCAGCUCAACUCGGCAGAGGAGCUGUACGCAGAAAUACGGGACAAAAAUUUCAAUGCUGUCGGAUCAGCGCUCAGCAAGAAGGCCAAAAUAAUUUCGGCAGCCUUUGAGGAGCGGCACAAUGCGAAAACAGUGGGAGAAAUUAAGCAGUUUGUGUCUCAGUUGCCCCACAUGCAGGCAGCUCGGAGCUCGCUGGCCAACCACACGUCUAUAGCAGAGCUGGUCAAGGAUAUCACCACAUCUGAGGCCUUCUUUGAUAAUCUAACAGUGGAGCAGGAGUUUAUGACUGGAGUGGAAACAGACAAGGUGAACACAUACAUAGAAGACUGCAUUGCCCAAAAGGAUCCCCUGAUCAAGAUACUGCGUCUGGUGUGUAUGCAGUCAGUCUGCAACAACGGCCUCAAGCAGAAGGUGUUCGACUACUAUAAGAGGGAGAUUCUCCAGACCUACGGUUAUGAACACAUACUAACACUGAACAACCUAGAGAAGGCAAGUCUUUUGAAGCCACAGACCAGCUCGAGGAACAACUACCCCACGAUAAGAAAAACCCUCAAACUGUGGAUGGAGGACGCCAAUGAACAGAAUCCCAACGACAUCUCCUACGUGUACAGUGGCUACGCUCCGCUGAGCGUUCGACUGACCCAGGUCUUGGCCAGGCCCGGCUGGCGUAGCAUCGAAGAGGUGCUGAAGAUGCUCCCCGGCCCACACUUUGAGGAGAGACAGCAGCUGCCUGCCGGCCUUCACAAGAAACGUCAGCAGGGGGAGAAUCGGACAACGCUGGUGUUCUUCCUCGGCGGAGUGUCGUACGCAGAAAUAGCCGCUCUUCGUUUCCUCUCUCAGAUGGAAGACAGUGGGAUGGAGUAUAUCAUAGCCACCACAAAACUCCUAAAUGGUACGACUUGGAUCAAAUCCCUCAUGGACCGGCCUGAAUCCCAGAUCCCCUGAGUCACCUGCAUGUACACCUGCAUGUACACCUGCCCACAUCAAACAACCCAUCCAUCCAUCGGAAAAACUCAGCUGCUGUUUUUUUUUUUUUUUUAUGUCCACAUCCGUGUACUGCAGGUGUUUCAUUGAUGUCUGAGCAACAACAGGCUCUGUAAAGGUGCCCUGUGGAGUUUUCUUUACUCUGUGUUUCUCACCAAAAUGUGGUGUGUAACCCGUUCAAUGCAUUUCCCUCUUCCUUUUGCAAAGCUGAUUCAUUGACUAUUUGAAAUAGUGCAUUGUCAUAUCCAUGUUUUCAUGCUUUACUACGCUUCUUCAUCCACAAACUGCGGAGCAGUGGAAUAGUGUGAAGCUGGAAACAGGAAUGUGUUUCACGCACCUGCAGCCACAUGCUUGUGCAUGAUACAAACACAACGUUGACCCACUUGUGAAAACAUUGCUCCAUAGUGCUUCGAAUGGUCAGAAACUCCACAGGGUACCAUGAUUGUUUUCCUGUCCUUGAUUUGCACCCAGACAAUAUACUAUAGAGCUGGUUUAAUGCUACUGUUCAACGUACAUCCCUUUGUCCUCUGGCUAUGUUUCCAUGACUGAGCUCUACUAUGGAGCGGCUGUAAAUAUGUAUGUAUGAUUUCAAACGUUUUUGAUGCUUGAGAUGCUGUUACACGUAAGAUGAUUAAAGGUGCACUUCUUCAAUGUUUGAAGGCUUUUGUGGGCUAAUAGGUAAAUAAAGUCCUCACUAACUGCAA